Molecule: messenger RNA, 863 nt
Organism: Anopheles stephensi (Asian malaria mosquito)
Lineage: Eukaryota; Metazoa; Arthropoda; Insecta; Diptera; Culicidae
Exons: 3
Coding region: 142-699 (185 amino acids)
Cellular component (GO): extracellular region
Molecular function (GO): chitin binding
Source: RefSeq, a predicted model, not a curated record
CAUGAUGUAGCCCAGGACGGUCCAUUAGGUUCGGUAUAAAGUGUGAAGGAAAUUACAAAUACCUCAUAUUUGUGUUACAGAGCGCUCCGAAGAACGUUUGGUUUGUUUCGCAAAAAAAAAGUUUCACUCUAGUAGAGUGCAAUGAAGGCUUGUUUGCUCCUGAUUGCCUUCCUGGCUUUAUCCCUUGUUGAUCAAUCAUGCGCUGUAGCCCAGCCCAGAAACGAACCACUUUGUUUGCCAGAUGAUGACUUCUUCGCCCCCGGUCCAGAGUGCUACAACUUUUAUGAAUGUCGGAAUGGGGUGCUAGAAAUGUUGGACUGUCCACCUGGAAUGUUGUUUGAUCGUACCAUAUUAUGGUGUAAUUGGGAGGAGGAUGUGCAAUGCGAGGAUGAGCAGACGACAAUCAUAACGGAGGCACCGACCACGGUAGCUCCAACAGCACCCCCAACGACAUCAACUCCAUCGAAUACGUUUAUGCCGGACACUGAAGGCGCUUUGCCGAUACUGUUCCCCGGAUCAGAGUGUCCACCCGAUAUUCGGGCGUUUCUGGUACAUGCAACCGAGUGUCGUCGGUAUUCCUACUGCUUGUACGGCAUAGAAUAUCCACAGAUAUGUCCGUUUCUGCAAACAUUCAAUUAUGUCGUCGGCCAUUGUGUGCCGCGGGACCCAAUGUACUGCUUUCCUGGAAGCGUCGCAUAGGUUUAAGCGCAGAAGAAAUAUUUAAACAAAAAAAAAACACAUACAGUGAGGUUGUUGAAAAAAAGUAUUGUAAUAAAUUGUAUAUCAUAAUGAAUUAUUCCAUUGUACGAUCAGAGAUGAGAAUGAAUGAUUGAUUAAUAAAACUAAAUCGUUCCCUGAGCUUA